Messenger RNA from Plectropomus leopardus (leopard coralgrouper), 1909 nucleotides. It is a transcript of the gene lmod2a, whose product is annotated as leiomodin 2 (cardiac) a. The record is from RefSeq and is a predicted model, not a curated record. Gene Ontology annotation, molecular function: tropomyosin binding; actin binding. Lineage: Eukaryota; Metazoa; Chordata; Actinopteri; Perciformes; Serranidae. Gene Ontology annotation, cellular component: myofibril; striated muscle thin filament; cytoskeleton. Gene Ontology annotation, biological process: actin filament organization; muscle contraction; pointed-end actin filament capping.
GUCCACAGCAUCCCUGAUGUGAAGGAACCUGAUGGAGGACAAGUCAAUGAGACGAUUCACACAGAAAAACAACUAAAGGAAGAUUUUAUCAAGUAGAGGAGAUAAAAGUGCAAGAAGAUCGAGAGACUUACGUGUUCAGAGCGUCCUAAAAACAAGUGCAGAACCAUGAGUACCUUUGGGUACCGCAGGGAGCUGAAGAAGUACGAGGAGGUGGACGAAGACGAGCUGCUGGCCACUUUGUCCUCCGAGGAGCUCCAGGAGCUGGAGAGGGAGCUGGUCGACUUUGACGACAACGUCCCCAUCGGCCUCAGGCAGAAAGACCAGACCGCCAAAAUCCCCACGGGAAACUUCGACAGGGACGCUCUGCUGAAAUAUUGGGAGGACGAGAACAAGAAGCUGCUGGAGAACGAGAAGAAGGAGUCCAACACUGGACAGGAAGGACGCCAAGAUAAGAGCAGAGGAGAGCGAGUGACAGUGACCAGCAGUGAUGCCGGCAAGACUGCGGAUAGCGACAGGAAGAAGAUUUCACCGAAGGCGAAGAAAGUCCAGAGCGUCUUCUGCAAAAAUGAUGUGAAGGAAGACGAGGCAGAAAAAAAGGACGAGUGUAAAAAGGAGGCUCCGAUCAGGAUUAAAUGUCCUCAGAAGAACAGUCUGUCAAAAGGCUCGAGGAGCGAAUCGAGGAGGAGUGAAACCACAGAUCAAAACCUGAACGCAACCUCCGACAGAGCGAGCGGGAACCCGAUCGCCAUCGAUGAGACUCUGGAGCAGAUCUGGUGCAACGACCCCACCGUGAAAGAGGUCAACCUCAACAACAUCGAGGACAUUUCCCAGGAAACCUUGCUACGUUUCGCAGAGGCCCUGUGCACAAACACUCACGUCCACGUUUUUAGUCUCGCAAACACCCACGCAGACGACCGGGUCGCCUUCGCCAUCUCCAAGAUGCUCCGUGAGAACCGCUUCAUCAGAAACCUGAACAUCGAGUCAAACUUCGUGUCCGGUCAGGGCAUCCUGGCCCUGCUGGCGGCGCUGCAGCACAACCGGACGCUGGUGGAGCUUCGCUUCCACAACCAGAGGCACAUGUGCGGGGGGAAGGUGGAGAUGGAGAUGGUCCAGCUGCUGAGGGAAAACACAACUCUGCUCAAGCUCGGUUACCAGUUCGACCUCCCGGGCCCGAGGAUAACAGCAACCAGCAUCCUGACGCGCAACCAGGACCAAGAGCGCCAGAGGAGGCUUCAACAGAGGAAGGAGCAGAGUCCGACAGACGUGUCGGGACAAAAUCCUGGUUCAUCUGCAGAAAACAGACCACCGAAGAAACCGUCACAAUCUUCUAAGACUGUUGAAAAUCAGAACAGGAAUCCUCCUCCUCCUCCUCCUCCAUCUUUAGACCUACCGACGAGGAAGAUCUCCGAAAUGGUCAAACAGCACGAAAGCUCGAACAGCACGAAGACUCAGUCGAACCAAAAGAAACCAAAGUCAAAGAAGCUCAAGAACGGCGCCAACGAAAAGGAGAGCGCAGAUAUUCUCAAAGACCUGAAGAACGCCUUGAAGCCGUCACUGCAGAAGAGACGCGACGAACCGUCGCACCUUCCGCCGCCACAGAGAUCGAGCCGCGACGACCUGAUGGCGGCGAUUCGUGGGAGUAGCAUCGGGUCCUUAAAAAGGGUGGAUCUGUCGCAGGCCUGAACUCACCUGCUGAUCACACCUGAACUCUUCUCACUUUGUAUUGAAAUAUUUCAUUUUUACUUCACACUGAAAGUGUCACUUUUUAACAGUAUCUUAUUUAACUCCUCACACGGCGUAGCAGCAGACUGCAUUUCUGUAUGUUUCGGACGUUAUUGUUGUAUUUUGUUACUGUGUGAAACCGACUGUGAAAACUGACGUGUUGAGAAAUAAAGUUAAUGUUCUGACU